Molecule: messenger RNA, 1593 nt
Organism: Exophiala dermatitidis NIH/UT8656
Lineage: Eukaryota; Fungi; Ascomycota; Eurotiomycetes; Chaetothyriales; Herpotrichiellaceae
Exons: 1
Coding region: 1-1593 (530 amino acids)
Source: RefSeq, a predicted model, not a curated record
AUGCCAAUCAGUUUCCAGCCUGCCUCGAGUGCCGCCGUCAGCCUCCGAAGCGAACCAUUGUUGAGUCCGCCCUUGUCGCACCACAGCUCGGAAGAAGUCCCCUUCAAGGCGGAGGACGAUGACCCAGUUAGCUUGAGCAUGAAGAAGAAUAAAAAACGUCGACGAGGGCGGCGUCGUUUACCGCCCGACGAUGGCGCCGGCUGGAGCAAGAAUUUUGUGAUCACAAAUGGUCGGAGAACCCUCCAGGGCCGAACAUCAGACCCUGGCCUCCCUCUGCGAAGAACGCGUUCUCAGCCAGUCAUCUCUCAGCCCUUUGUUCCAGGUACCGUCGAGCUGUCCCCAAGGACGGAGAGUCGAGCACGUCGAUGGACUGUUGCUUCCAAGGCGACGCCCACCAGAGCGUUGGCCACAGUUGUCACCGUUCGAGAAGCCAAUGUUAAACGGUCGAGCAAGAAAGCGAAGUCUUCUCUUAGUCCUGCCAUGAUUACCCUGCGGCGUGCAACAGCAUCGGAGUCUCAGCACAGGAUGUCGCUUACCUCAUUCCCUCCACCAAAGUUCGGCCGUAGGAGCAGCGGCUUAUUGUCGACCAUUUUCAACACAAUCAAACCGACCCUCCAUGGACCUUCCACGACUUCGGGCGCCUCUUCGCAAACAAAAGUGCACAAGCCCGCCUCAAUCAGCGCCAAACAUAGCGAAGUCUGCCCUGGCACAAGUUCUAUUGCUCCCGCAGUCUACACAGAAGUGGUCACGUCGGGUCCACGUCUCUCAAUCUCUGGCCGCACAUACACACCACAGUCGGGUCGUCGGUGUUCGACUCGAUAUUUCUCCGACGAUGGGAUGUAUGAGAUUAUCUGGGAUCAGACAUCUUCCAGUUCCGCGUCUGAGGGCGCAGCUCCAACCCCUCCGAGCAGAGAAUGGGACUAUGGGAGUCGCGGGGCUGGGGGGACAGAAGCUCUGGAAAGGCGGCUUUCCAACAUUCUCACGCAAUCAAGACGAACCUCGGUGCAGGUAGAGACGAGCCGACGGGGAUCUUGGUGGCCGGGAAGCGAAGCCAUGUACGCACAGGGGUUUCUGCCUCUGCUUGAGAGCAGUCCGAAACUUGCCCGGCUUGCACGGGAAGCCGCAUUCCGCAAUCUCCCCCGCUCCAAAGCCUCGUACACGACGCUCAAUGCGGCGACGCUGCCAUUGGCCGUAAGCCAACAGGUGAUGGUCGAAGCAACGGAGCCAAGGAGGGAUAACGAGGGCGUGGAGUUCUUCCCUCCCUUACGCAGCCGAUCGAACACAGCCGGAAGCGCGACACUGCGCGACCCCUUCUACAAAGCACAUGACGAGACAACUGAUGAAUCACGGGAUCAACUGGGCUUGGCAUUUCCUGGCAGCCUGAGCGCAACGGGAACAUGGAACAGAAGACGAAGCAGCUACGGCGGCAUGAUUGGCGCCAGUAGGCACGUUAAGCGAAGAAGUAUAUCUGCCGGCCCGUAUCUCGUCGAGACUAGAACGAUGGAGUAUUUGGAAGAUGGUGAAGAGAGUCAACAUGGACACUUUGCACACGGCCCUGACGAUGACGCUGUGCCGCUGUUGGCUGGAACCUGA